AUGACCCGGUUUGAGUUUGAAGCUCAAGGCUACGAUUUGUUCACUACUGCACUUGGAUUCCGUAUACUGAGGCAGCAUCACCAUUAUGUCUCUCAUUGUGUUUUUGACAAGUUCAUUGACCAACAAGACAAAAGAUUCAAAGAAACCUUGGGUGAUGAUGCUAAGGGGCUGCUCAGCCUGUAUGAAGCAGCCCACUUGAGAACCCAUGGGGAACAAAUCUUGGACGAAGCCGUGACUUUCACGGUGCAUAAUCUCAAGCGUAUGGUACAACAGUUGGAGUCUCCACUUCAAGACCUCGUGAAGCGAGCCCUGGAGAGACCUCUACACAGGGGCCUUCCGAGAAUGGAAACUCGUCAUUAUAUUUCUUUUUAUGAGAAGUACGACUCGAAGAACGAACAACUUCUUCGACUAGCCAAAUUGGAUUUUAAUCAAGUACAGAGUAUCUAUAAGAACGAGCUGCACGAACUCACAAGGUGGUGGAACGAGCUAAACCCACAGCUACCCUAUGCGAGAAAUAGAAUUGUUGCAGCCUAUCUGUGGGGUGUUGCAUCCCAUUUCGAACCCCAAUAUUCCUAUAUGAUAGAUAUAUGUAGUGCCUACAAUAAAGGGCUCAAGUACACUAUGGGAGGAGAAGUGCCUUCAUUCGAAGACUACAUUCAGAUGACCGUUAUCACAAGUGUCAUCUACGUGGCUUGUGCUGCUACGUUCGCGGGCUUGAAGUCUGUAUGUGAAGAAACCAUAAAUUGGUUUAAGAGUGAGCCCAAAAUUAUUAGGCCUUUGGCAGAGAUGAAAGAUAUAUGUAGUGCCUACAAUAAAGGGCUCAAGUACACUAUGGGAGGAGAAGGGCCUUCAUUCGAAGACUACAUUCAGAUGACCGUUAUCACAAGUGUCAUCUACGUGGCUUGUGCUGCUACGUUCGCGGGCUUGAAGUCUGUAUGUGAAGAAACUAUAGAUUGGUUUAAGAGUGAGCCCAAAAUUAUUAGGCCUUUGGCAGAGGUAUGCCGGUACUUGGACGACAUAGGAAGCUAUGAACGCGAGAGUCAGGAGGGAGCACUCCUGAUAGGGUUGGAUUUCUACGUGAAAGAUCAUGGCGGUUCGAUGGAAGAAGCCAAGGAUAAGUUUGUGGAGCUAGCCGAGGAUGCUUGGAAACAUUUUAAUGGUGAAUGGAUAACAAAUGUGAGAGUUAGUGGGGUGCCAAAGGAUGUGGCAGAGGAGCUUAUUGGUUACGCACGAGCAGCCGAAAUCUUCUACAGGAAUGGCAGGGAUGGGUACGCCAAAUGCCACGCUAUGGCACCAGAAAUCAAAGGCAUCUUGGUGGACCCCGUUAUUGUUUGA
This is a messenger RNA of Striga hermonthica, 1335 nucleotides long. The record is from the annotation of a GenBank genome assembly. NCBI's taxonomy places the organism in Eukaryota, Viridiplantae, Streptophyta, Magnoliopsida, Lamiales, Orobanchaceae.